UUUAUGAAACAUAUUGACAGAGCAGCCAUCGUCUGCUCCGAUAGUAUUUUAUAGGUUUAGUACUUUAGGGCAGCUGAUGACAAGAUGUCUGAAGGGGACGCGGUUAAAGUAGUCGUCAGAGUAAGACCGCUUAUUCAAAGAGAGCAAGGAGGAGAUCAAGUGAACCUGUUAUGGAAAGCUGAAAAGGCAAGCAUUUCUCAAGUUGAUGGAACCAAGACCUUUAAUUUUGAUCGUGUGUUUCAUUCUCAUGAAACAACCACUCAGGUUUACCAGGAAAUCGCAGUCCCAAUUAUACGUGCGGCUUUACUGGGUUAUAAUGGCACAAUUUUUGCAUAUGGCCAAACAUCUUCUGGGAAGACCUAUACAAUGAUGGGUACAGAAAAUUCAAUGGGAAUCAUUCCACUGGCUGUUCAAGAGAUUUUUAGAAUUAUUCAGGAGAUUCCUGGUAGAGAGUUCCUCUUGCGUGUUUCGUACAUGGAAAUCUACAACGAAACCGUGACAGACCUCCUCUGUGAUGACCGAAAAAAGAAGCCUUUAGAAAUUCGUGAAGACAUUAAUAGAAAUGUAUAUGUUGCAGACCUGACUGAGGAAGUUGUAGUUAUCCCGGAACAUGUACUCAAAUGGAUAAAAAAGGGUGAAAAGAACAGACAUUAUGGAGAGACAAAAAUGAAUGAGCAUAGUAGCCGUUCUCAUACAAUUUUUAGAAUGAUUGUUGAGAGCAGGGAAAGAAAUGAUCCUGGAAAUGCUGAGAAUUGUGAUGGAGCUGUUAUGGUGUCACAUUUGAAUCUUGUAGACUUGGCAGGCAGUGAAAGAGCAAGCCAAACUGGUGCUGAAGGAGUGAGAUUGAAAGAGGGGUGCAAUAUCAACCGUAGUUUGUUUAUCCUUGGGCAAGUCAUCAAGAAACUAAGUGACGGACAAGUUGGUGGUUUCAUAAACUACAGGGACAGCAAGCUCACAAGAAUUCUGCAGAACUCUUUGGGAGGGAAUGCUAAAACUCUUAUAAUUUGUACAAUAACACCAGUUUCCUUUGAUGAAACAUUAAGUACACUACAGUUUGCUAGUACCGCAAAACAUAUGAGGAACACUCCGCAUGUAAACGAGGUUUUGGAUGACCAGGCUUUGCUCAAGAGAUACAGAAAGGAAAUAAUGGAUUUAAAGAAGCAGUUAGAAGAUCUAGAGGCUUCAUCUGGGACACGAGCUCAAGUUAUGGCUAAAGAGGAGUAUUCACAGCUGUUAGCAGAAAUUCAACUACUUCAAAAAGAAAGGGAGAACCGGAUAUGGAAUUUAACUAGUAUUGUAGUGGCAUCUUCACAAACAUCUAAAGAAGACCAAAGGUUAAAACGGAAAAGAAGAGUUACUUGGGCUCCUGGGAAACUUCAAAAUAGUUUGUGUAACGUAGAUGUUUCUAGCUUCAAUGUCUCCUCAAUUACUGCCAGCAUUUCCAAAAGAACGAAGUUGUCUGACUUGCCUCCUUUAACAGAAAAUGACGAUUCUUGCUGUACUGAGUUUUCGGAUUUUGGAGAACUAACCAAUGUACUUGAAGACUUUGUGCCAGAAACAGAGUUACCUUAUGUGAAUAAAAGCAGUCGCAGGGAAAAUGUGACAUUAUCAGAAUCUACAAUAGAAGUUGCAUCUGAUGGACCCACAUAUGGCAGAGCCCAAUCCCACGAUUUCAAUCUUCAGAAAUACAAAGAAAUGGAACAGAAGGCCACAGAGUUAGAAAAUCAGUUGAAAACAUUAACCAAGAAAACUGAAAUUGAAGCAGAGAAAAUAGAAUCACAGAGAAAGGAAAUCCUAAGUCUGCAAACCCAGUUGCAGACAAAAGAAGAGGAAAAAAAUGAACUUCGAAAAAGCUUUGAGCUGAAAUUAAAAGAUUUUGAAAGUCCGUUUCAAGGAGAAAAGAAUGGGAUUGAUAAGCCAUUAAUGGAGAAUUCCAAAAUUGCUGAACACGAGACACAAGAAGAAAAUAAAGAUUUAUUUGUUUUGCCAGAUAUAAUGCUUGACCCAAGUAAGAAUGAAAAAUCUCAGACUGUUCAUGAUGAAUGUGAAGAACAAAGAAAGAUGCUUGAACUGAAGAUUUUAGAUUUGGAAGACAUUAUAAAAAACCUUAAUAGCUUACAGAACGAUAAAGAGAGACAAAAAUGUAAUGAACAAGAUUUCAUAGAAAGUAUUCAGCUCUGUGAAGUCCUAAUGACCGAAAAAGCUAAUGCACUUGAAGAGCUGGCUGUCGUGCGUAAUAACUUUGACAGUAUCAUUCUGGAGAAUGAAACCUUGAAGAGGGAAAUUUCUGACCUAGAACGUCAGCUUGAGGAAAAGCUUGAAACUGACAACUUUGAAAUUCUGGAGAAAGAAACUCAAAAGGAGCAUGAAGCACAAUUAAUCCAUGAAAUCACAAGCUUAAAGAUGGUAGUUGAGAACAAAAAUGUAUAUAUUGAGGAGCUUAAGGCUGAAUUUGAAAGCAACUCAAAACUUCUAAAAGUAAAGGAAGAGCAACUUGACGAUUUAAAGAAACAUGCAGAGGACUUGCAGAAGAAAGUCAGAAAUAUGGAUCUCUCUAUUUCUGUGGGUGGUAGUGAGAAAUUAUGUGAAGAAAUCUUUCAAAUAAAACAAUCUUUUAGUGAUGCUGAAAAUGUUACCCUUGAUGCCAAAAAAGAGUCUGCAUUCCUUCGGAGUGAAAAUCUGCAACUGAAGGAGAAAAUGAUGGAACUUUCAGUACGCUUUGAGCAAAUGGAAAAAGAUCUAUCAAUCUACGAAAAGCAGUUGGAAAGUGAAAAGGCAAAAUAUAAGAGCAUGCAGACAGAUCUACAAAAAGAAUUGCAAUAUGCUUUCAGUGAGAUUAACCAACUGAAUGGCCUUAUGGUUGGAAGGGUUCCUCAAGAUUUGCUUUCACGUGUGGAACUAGAUAAGAAGAUUGUGGAUUACUCUAAACAACUGGAAAAAGCACUAGAAGACAAAAAUAAUUUAGAGAAAGAGGUUCAUGAAGUUUCUGAAGAACUGGGUUUACUAAAGGCUGAGCGAGAACAAUCUGCAAUUGUAAUGAGCAGCCAAGAAUAUAAGCUGCAGGAACAAUCCAAGCAAAUUGAUAAGUUGACAGAGGAUGUGGCACACUACGAGUCACAAUUGCUUCAAACUGAAGAACAACACCUUGAACUUAAAAAAAUGCAUGAAGAGUUGCAGGAAAAAUGUUUAUUUGCAAACAAAGACAUUUCUGAAAAACAAAACGAAGCUGAACAACUGACCAAAGAAGCAGAACAACUCAAAGGAUUUGUGGAGAUGUUAGAAGGGAAGCUGUCCUCCAAAACUCAAGAAGCUGAAGAUCUUCAAGAGCAAGCUGCCAAACUCCUUCAGUUGCAAAAUGAAAAAGAGGAACUUGAAGUUGCCCAUCAAACACUUCUUCAUGACAUGGAAGAGCUGAAGGGCAAUUUCAAGGGAAUGCAGAUUUCACUAGAUAACCAGCAAAUGGAAAAACAAGAGUUUGUUCAAAAACUUCAGGAGUUAAAAAAUGAGAUGAGUGAGUUAGUCAUGGAAAAGGAAACACUUCAGCAGAAGAUGGAAGACAUUGAAGCUGAACGGGAUAGCCUAAAGCAAGAUCUAAAUGAAAAUAUUGAACUGUCAAUUGAAACUCAAGAGGAGCUGAGAACUGCACAGGAAGAACUUAAACAGCAGAAACAGAUUGUUAAAGACCUAAAAAAACAAAUUGAGGAAUAUGCAGAAAGCACUUCACUAGAGACGGACUAUCAAGGCAUUUUGCAAGAAAAGGGGACUCUUCAAAAUAAAUUGCAAGAAAGUGAAACAAUGUGCCAGAAACUUGAGGAUGAGCUAAACGAGCUUAAAAGGGUUAAUCAAAACUUGAUAACAGAAAUUGAUUGCCUUCAUGAAAGCUUGAAAACAGCCCAGGUGACACUAGAAAACGUAGAAGAGGAGAAACAUGAUGUUUCACAAAAACGUUGCCACCUAGAGGAGCAGUUGAGAACUGUAUCCCAUGAAAGAGAUGAAGUAAAAAAUGAAAUUGACAAACUCAAGGAACUUGAAAAGACUGUUAGAGAGCGCCCUCUAGAAAAUAAUUUGUAUGUUGAAAGAAACCAGUUGCAUGAUGAUGUCAUAGUUAAGCAACUAGAAGAAAAAUUAUUGGAAGCUCUAAAGGAGAAAGAUGAACUGCAGGAAAUCAUAGGAAGUCUAAAAGAAGAGCGUAACCAACUGAGAUUUGAUCUGCAAGAAAAUAUUGAAAUGUCCAUUGAAACUCAGGAUGAAUUACGAUGUGCUCUAGAGGAGUUGAAAAAGAAACCACUGUUGGAUAACAUGAAUGACCAAGUACAAAAGGAUCAAACUAGAAUCCUAACAGAAUUGGAAUAUAAAAUACGUCAGUUGGAAGAACAACUUGAUGCCAUCGCAAGCGAGCGAGAUAAUCUUGUGAUUGAGCUCAAGACAGCAGACCAGAAGCAUGAGUCUACAGAGGCAGAAGAAUGCAAAUCUGUCUGCGUAGAAGAGGACAUGAAUAAGAUCAAAGAUAACCUGAGGGAAGGUAUAAUGCAGGCAGAUAAUGAAAUAAAGAAAACCUGUUUGAGAUGUGCAUGUCUUCUAGAUGAAGAACAGGUUAAUAAACUCAAUCUUCAAAGUGAAAUUGAGGAGAAAAUAAAAAUAAUUAAAGAGCAAGAGAGUCAACUUCAUGAAGCAGAUACUAAAUAUAAGACAACAAUAGAAACAAUGGAAAUGGUGACUAGGGAAAAAGACCAGCUGCUUCUUACUCUGAAUUCUUUAGCAGAAACCAAUGAGGCAAUCGCAAAAGAAUAUGAAGCAUUCAGACAGGAAAGAAAGACUAAAGACCAGUUACUGCAGACAUCUUUUGAGAUUAGUAUGCUAAAUGCUGAGGGAGAAAUGAAAGAAUCUCUGACCAGACUAGAAGAUGCAGAAAUUGAAAAUUAUACAAAUACUGAGAAACUUGACCAACUACAUCAGCAGCUGGUUACCAUUUCUUUUGAAAAAGAAGAGCUUCAAAGUGUAAUUGAAAACCUUAAAGAAAAUGCACAUCUGAUAAGCGAGCAGCUUAAAGAUGCUGAGAAGGAGGCCAAGCAAAACUUUGAAAACCAGUUCAAAAAUUCACAGGAAUCAUUGCUCCGUGAAAUAGAACAACUGAAAGAGCAAUUAAAGAUCACUGAAACAAAACUUGAAUUAAGGGCAAAUAAUGCACCUUUCUGUGAAAAAGAAUCCAGUCUAACCGAAUCUGCAUUGGUUUUAAACAGUGAAACUAUUGAGGUAGGCUUGUAUAAUUUCUCUAAUGAAAAGGAAACAGAGAUAAAUCAAAGUAAUCUAUCUGAUAUGAGACUACUGGAAGAAAAUCUUCAGUCCUGUCAGGCAUUGAUGAAAGUAAUACAAUGUGAGAAGCUGGAGCUUGAAGACAAACUAAAACACCUUCAAGAAGAGUUAAUGAUUGUAAGCCGGCAAAAGGAAGAUCUUCAGUGCAAGCUUGUUAGACUGUUGGAGACCUCUGAAGAAAAUACUCAAGAAAAUGAGGGAAAACUGCAAUCGGAAGAUAAAGAAGCUGAUGGAAAUUCCUUUGAAAAGCUUAUCCAGCUCCAACAGCAGCUACAUCUUGCUUCCCAAGAGAGAAUGCAGCUUCAGGAUUCAAUUGAUAAACUUAAGAAAGAAAAUGAUCAACUUAUGCUGAUGAUUGACCAUCUAAAAAGCUCCGAAAACGAGACUAUUGACAGACUAAAUGAGCAAUGUCUGGGUUCUCAAGAGGCUUUGGUAAAGGAAAUUGAAAGUAAACAAGAAUAUAGUCAGCAAAGUUGUUCCUCUGAGAUAAAACUGCCGGAGGAGACUCUUCUGACUACCGAGACAUUACUGGAAACUAUACAAAAUGAAAAGAGAGAGCUAGAAAACCAGCUACGUGUUCUUCAGGAAGAGGUUUUGAAUCUUAAAAAUGAAUUGCACCAGAAGACUGCUGAGGAGCAACAAAUAACUGACAAAUAUGAACAAGUCCAACACAACCUUAAAUUGAAGGUGGAUGAACUAACUGAGACUGUAACAUACGCAGAGUCAGCACUAGUGGCCUUGCGCAUGGAGAAGAUUGAUGAUGAACAAAAAUUAACUGAUCUUCAGCAGAAGAUGGACAUUGUUCUCCAGGAAAGGGAUGAACUGCUGAAUGCAAAGGAGAGUCUUACAGCUGUGAGUGAGCAAUUGAAAGAAGCCCUAGAACAUAAUAUUUCAAAGGAGACUAUUGACAGACUAAAUGAGCAAUGUCUGAGUUCUCAAGAGGCUUUGGUAAAGGAAAUUGAAAGUGAACAAGAGCAUAGUCAGCAAAGUUGUUCCUCUGAGAUAAAACUGCCGGAGGAGGCUCUUCUGACUACCGAGGCAUUAAUGGAAACUAUACAAAAUGAAAAGAGAGAGAUAGAAAACCAGCUACAUGUCCUUCGGGAAGAGGUUUUGAAUCUUAAAAAUGAAUUGCACCAGAAGACUGCUGAGGAGCAACAAAAAACUGACAAAUAUGAACAAGUCACACACAACCUUAAAUUGAAGGUGGAUGAACUAACUGAGACUGUAACAUACGCAGAGUCAGCACUAGUGGCCUUGCGCAUGGAGAAGAUUGAUGAUGAACAAAAAUUAACUGAUCUUCAGCAGAAGAUGGACAUUGUUAUCCAGGAAAGGGAUGAACUGCUGAAUGCGAAGGAGAAUCUUACAGCUGUGAGUGAGCAAUUGAAAGAAGCCCUAGAACAUAAUAUUUCAAAGGAAACUAUUGACAGACUAGAUGACCAACGUCUGAGUUUUCAAGAGACAUUGGUAAAGGAAACUGAAAUGCAGCUGGAGCAGACCACGUGUGAAACAUCAGAGACGGUGCAAAAUAGUCAGCUAGAAGUAACUUCUGUAAUUGCGGGAGCUGAACAGUCACCUGUGAAACAUCUUUCAAAAACUGAAGACCUUAAUGAAGCUCCCUUAGAUCUUUGUCAUGCUGAAAUUGAACAAGAGCGUAGUCAGCAAAGUUGUUCCUCUGAGAUAAAACUGCUAGAGGAGACUCUGCAGACUACCGAGGCAUUAAUGGAAACUAUACAAAAUGAGAAGAGAGAGCUAGAAAACCAGCUACAUGUCCUUCGGGAAGAGGUUUUGAAUCUUAAAAAUGAAUUGCACCAGAAGACUGCUGAAGAGCAACAAAUAACUGACAAAUAUGAGCAAGUCCAACACAACCUUAAAUUGAAGGUGGAUGAACUGACUGAGACUGUAACAUACGCAGAGACAGCACUAGUGGCCUUGCGCAUGGAGAAGAUUGAUGAUGAACAAAAAUUAACUGAUCUUCAGCAGAAGAUGGACAUUGUUAUCCAGGAAAGGGAUGAACUUCUGAAUGCAAAGGAGAGUCUUACAGCUGUGAGUGAGCAAUUGAAAGAAGCCCUAGAACAUAAUAUUUCAAAGGAAACUAUUGACAGACUAGAUGACCAGUGUCUGAGUUUUCAAGAGACAUUGGUAAAGGAAACUGAAAUGCAGCUGGAGCAGACCACGUGUGAAACAUCAGAGACGGUGCAAAAUAGUCAGCUAGAAGUAACUUCUGUAAUUGCGGGAGCUGAACAGUCACCUGUGAAACAUCUUUCAAAAACUGAAGACCUUAAUGAAGCUCCCUUAGAUCUUUGUCAUGCUAAAAUUGAACAAGAGCGUAGUCAGCAAAGUUGUUCCUCUGAGAUAAAACUGCUGGAGGAGACUCUGCAGACUACCGAGGCAUUAAUGGAAACUAUACAAAAUGAGAAGAGAGAGCUAGAAAACCAGCUACAUGUCCUUCGGGAAGAGGUUUUGAAUCUUAAAAAUGAAUUGCACCAGAAGACUGCUGAAGAGCAACAAAUAACUGACAAAUAUGAGCAAGUCCAACACAACCUUAAAUUGAAGGUGGAUGAACUGACUGAGACUGUAACAUACGCAGAGUCAGCACUAUUGGCCUUGCGCAUGGAGAAGAUUGAUGAUGAACAAAAAUUAACUGAUCUUCAGCAGAAGAUGGACAUUGUUAUCCAGGAAAGGGAUGAACUGCUGAAUGCAAAGGAGAGUCUUACAGCUGUGAGUGAUCAAUUGAAAGAAGCCCUAGAACAUAAUAUUUCAAAGUGUACAGAGGCUCAAGAUCAACUAGGAAGAGCACAAGAUGAGUUGAAAUGCCAAAGGGAACUAUUUGAUGAUUUGCAAAGUCAAGUUUCUUCUAGACCUACAAAAGAACUUGUACAAACCCUGGAAGAGAAGAUUCUGCAACUUGAGAAAACAUUGAAUCAGAAGACUGCAGAAGAGCAACAACUGAUUGAUGUACAUGAGCAAGCUCAACAUAAAAUUAAUUUGAAGGUGGAACAGCUUACAGAGACUAUGAAGUAUGCUGAGUCUGAACUGGAGUCUUUGCAAGCAGAGAAGCUUAAUGCUGAAGAAAAAGUUCUUAAUAUUCAACAGCAGAUGGAAAUGGUCUCUCAUGAGAGAGAUGAGCUGUUAAUUACAAAGAAUACACUAGUGGAAGAGAUUGAAAAAAUGAAAAAUGACCUGCAAGAUCAUAUUUCAAUGUGUACAGAGGCUCAAGAUCAACUAGGAAGAGCACAAGAUGAGUUGAAAUGCCAAAGGGAACUAUUUGAUGAUUUGCAAAGUCAAGUUUCUUCUAGACCUACAAAAGAACUUGUACAAACCCUGGAAGAGAAGAUUCUGCAACUUGAGAAAACAUUGAAUCAGAAGACUGCAGAAGAGCAACAACUGAUUGAUGUACAUGAGCAAGCUCAACAUAAAAUUAAUUUGAAGGUGGAACAGCUUACAGAGACUAUGAAGUAUGCUGAGUCUGAACUGGAGUCUUUGCAAGCAGAGAAGCUUAAUGCUGAAGAAAAAGUUCUUAAUAUUCAACAGCAGAUGGAAAUGGUCUCUCAUGAGAGAGAUGAGCUGUUAAUUACAAAGAAUACACUAGUGGAAGAGAUUGAAAAAAUGAAAAAUGACCUGCAAGAUCAUAUUUCAAUGUUUGCAGAAACUCAGGAAGAACUAAGAAAAACACAAGAUGAUUUAAAAUCCCAGAAGAAAUUAACUGAUGAUCUGAGAAUUCAGGUUUUUUCUAACUCAACAGACAUUGUGCAAUCCCUAGAAAAACAGGUUUUGAGUCUUAAAAAGGAAUUGCAGCAAAAAACUGUAGAGGCACAAGAACUUAUUGAUGAUCAUAAGCAAGCCCAGCACACACUCAGACUGAAGGUAGAACAACUAAUGGUGACCAUAAACCACUUUGAGUCAGAACUUGAGGCCCUUCAAGUGGAGAAGUCAGCGGCUCAAGAAGAACUCUUUUUCAUUCAGCAACAGAUGGAUACUGUUAACCAGGAGAAGACUGAGCUGAAGAACAUACAUGAAAAACUAAUAGCUGAAAGUAACCAACUGAAAGACGACCUGAAAGAAAAUGUGUCAAUGUCCAUUGAAAUUCAAGAUGAACUUAGAAGAGUUCAAGAAGAAUUGCAGCAUCAAAAGCAUAAAGAACUAGAGUUAAAUACAAAGGCUUCUAUACUGGAACAAAAGAUUUCCUCUGGCGAGGAAGAAAUGGCUAAUAUUGUCACAAAAUUAGAGGAAGCCAUUAGUGAGAGAGAAGCUAUUGCACAAUCUAAAGAGCAACUUGCUUCACAACUGGAGCUAAUGAACCAGUCACUAAUUAGUAAGGACGCUGCAUUUGAGUUGCUGGACAAGGAAAAGAUGGAAGUUGCAAGCAAAUUGCAAGAUGUUGAACAAAGUAUGAAAGCUCUCUCUGAGGAGAGGGAUCAGUUACUGCAGCUAAAUGUAACCUUACAAGAAGAGACAAAGAAGUUAAAUGAGUACCUACAGCAACUUCAACAUCAACAUGAUGAUCUUUGUGUUGAGAGAGAAGCACUGGUUACUGAAAACAAACAGCUUAAGGAGAGGAUUGACAAUAUUGAUGCUGCAACUCAGCAGCUUAAAUCUGAAAAAGAUGUUCUUGAAAAGCAGAUAAAGGAAUGUGAUAUGGAAAUAUCAAGUUUUCAUCAAGAAAAGGACCAGUUUCAGCAACUGCUUGACAGAAUUAGAAAUGAAAAGGACAGCAUUUACUCGGCUCUUCAAGAUCAAGAAAAAACAUGUAAGGAGCUAAGAGGGGAACUACAAAAGUGUCAGGAUGAACUUAAAUCCAAUAAUGCUUUAAAUCAACAUACAAAAAAAGCUGAAAACCUUGACGAUGUAUUACAGCAACUUUCAUCUCUACAGCAACAACUAGAACAGCAAAAACAGAAAUUAACUGCUGAAAGAUUUAAAAACCAUGAACUUUGUGAAAAUGUCAAUCUGCUGGAGAAAAAGAUUGAAGUAAUGCAUUCAAUUAUGGAUGAACCCGAUGAACCUGAACAGCAAGAUGAACUUGUAGAGCGCACUGAACUCCUUGAGACUAAAAAUCAAGAACUGAAGAACAUGAUAGGAAAGGUAUCGGAGAUGUAUUCUGAGCAUCACAACUUGCUGAAUCACAUUACCAGGGAUCUUCAAUUCCAUGUUGAUUCAGAAAAACAGUCCUUGAGUGCUAUCAAAGAAUCUCUAUCAUCUACAAUGUCUAAAGCAUUUGGAAAUCUACAGACUGAAUAUCUGAAGCUAAAUUCUCAAUUGCAGGCAAUUUUAAAUAAGUUUAAGAUUGGUUGCAGGGAUUCUGCACUUGGAGAAGAUGAUUACAGUUUGAUAAAGGAAUAUGAAAAAGACUUAUGUGCAGAGCAGAAGAAACUUGAUGAAAUGGAGUGUAUUGAAGAGCAUGGCACAAAGUUUUCAGAUGCAGCAUUGAAAGAUCUUAAGCAUUUUGAAACUGAAUACAUAAAUCAACUGAUUUUAAAGAAAAUCACGCUCGUAAAGCGCAUUGAAGGUGAUUUUUCAGAAGUACAAGUCAAUCUCAACAGUUUGGAAAGUCUGUUACAAGAAGAGGUGAAUUGUAAAAAAGAAUUUCUUGUUUGGCUGGAAGGAUAUAAGAGUCUAGAAGUUGAUGCCUUGAAACUGAAUGAAGGAGUUAAGAAUGAAUACAAAAGAAUUGCUACUGUAAUCAAACUUUUAACUAAAAAGAUAAAGGUAGUUGCAGCAUACAAAACAAAUAGUGAGUUAAGAUCCUAUAUAAACAAGCUUGAUUCAGAACUGCAAGAAAUAAAAAGGAAAAACCAGGAAAAAAUGGAUAAAAUGAAACUCCGCUUUCCUAAUGGGAGCUCUGAUGUACUUGAAGAAGAAAAUGCAGCACUUAUAGCUCGUCUCAAGACUUUAGAAGCAGAAUUAAAGAAAACACAGUCCAGGAUUGAAAAGUUAGAACAGGAACUUGAUUGUGCUAAAAGAACCAUCAGUCAAAAGGAAAAAAAUGUGGAAUUGUUGCAAAGUCAACUAUUGUCAAGAACUGCAGAGUCUGAACUAGCUAAUAUGCAAGUAAAGUUGACUGAAAAAGAAAAUAAUCUGAAAGCUGCAUUCAAAGAAAUACAGUCUCUCCGGGACAAAGUUGCACAAGGUGCACUACCUUACAGGGAAGAAAUUGACCACCUCAAAACUCAGUUGGUGAAAAUAGAAAUGGAAAGAAUGAAGUUGUCGAAGUCAACGGACCAGGAAAUGUCAUCAUUAAAGGCUUGUCUCGAUGAUAGAGAGGACCGCCUCCGGAAAUUAAAAGAACAGUUGAGGCGAACACAACAAGACCAUGACAGUACAUUUGUUAGAAACGAUCAUACCACUACCUCAAACGUACCUCUGACGUGUGGGGGUGGAAGUGGCAUUGUUCAAAGCACUGCUAUGCUUGUGUUACAAUCUGAAAAAGCAACUUUAGAAAGAGAACUUGCACAAUAUAGGAAAAAAUGUGAUCGUCUUUCAAGAAAUAUGUCACAUCUUGAAGAUGAGUUUAAGAAAUCAAAGGAAAAAGUAACCAGGCCAGAAACAAUUGUGGGUUCUGUUUGCAAACCACCAAGAUCACCAUGCAAGAUUGAACGACACACUAUCCAUGGUAUAUCGCCAAGCAAGACUGAGACACACAGAAAGCAUUUGAGGUCUCCUAGAAAGACAGAGUCAGAAAUGUGUUAUCCAGCAUCUCCAGUAAAGACUGAGUCACAGAGGAAGCGUCAAACAUUGUUCAGUGACUUGACUGUUUCCCCAAACAAAAGGAAAAAUUUACAGGAAUGUUUAGAGUCCCCAAAAAGUAAAUUCUUUGAUUCAAAGUCAAUGCCUCCACCAUUGUAUAACCCAAGUCAGUUUUUUGACAAUUCCUGCCUUGGUGUCUUUUCAGAUCAAAAACCAGUGGCAUCUACUGAAACAAAUGAAUACGAGUGGUGGAAUGAUCCUAAUAGAGAGGUUGCACCUGAAUGUAAAACCUCAUAAAGUCUACUGAGAAUAUUAAAACUGUAGCUUCGUCAGAAAAGCACUAUUUUAGAUUGUGUUGUCCUUUUAUUUCUAUGUUUAUCUGUGUUUGUAUUUGUUAAUAAAUAUUGCACAUA
This is a messenger RNA of Bombina bombina (fire-bellied toad), 12410 nucleotides long. RefSeq names its product centromere protein E (gene CENPE). The transcript has 63 exons. Gene Ontology annotation, biological process: microtubule-based movement; mitotic cell cycle. The record is from RefSeq and is a predicted model, not a curated record. Gene Ontology annotation, cellular component: microtubule. Gene Ontology annotation, molecular function: microtubule binding; plus-end-directed microtubule motor activity; ATP binding. NCBI's taxonomy places the organism in Eukaryota, Metazoa, Chordata, Amphibia, Anura, Bombinatoridae. Bases 85 to 12294 code for a protein of 4069 amino acids.